Messenger RNA from Physella acuta, 1016 nucleotides. RefSeq lists its product as uncharacterized. Gene Ontology annotation, cellular component: membrane. NCBI's taxonomy places the organism in Eukaryota, Metazoa, Mollusca, Gastropoda, Physidae. The record is from RefSeq and is a predicted model, not a curated record.
GCGUGUACUUUGUGUCCCACAUCGAAGAUCUAACCACACCCGUAAAUGCCAGAAACAUUGCUGCAUUCUCCGCCAUCUAUUAUGGAUUAUGGAUGACGGCAGCUCUGUAUUUAAAACUCCGUUACCCUUUGGGAAUAAUAUUUGCUGUUUUAUUUCCCCAUUGCUAAUCUUAUCAAGAGGAUUAAAACGUCGAAGAAGGGCCAGACGGAAUCGCCUGUUUGGUGCCUCGAAGUAUUUCUUCUGUUGUUUGAUGUGGUUGUCUGUUCUGGCAUAUGGCCUACACUACAACACAAGUAUUGAAAUUGAUGGUGAGGAAAUUCCCCUUGGGGACGUUUUUAAAAAUAUUUACAGAUCAUCUGUUUGGGAAAACCCGGUGGGGAAUUUGAAAAACGUAUACCACACUUUAGAACAUGACGGAAUAGAGGAGCUGCUGUUUCAGAUGAAAGAUAUAUUUGACGUGAAAGGACAAAACAAAGCAUACUACAUUCUAAACCUGAGCUUAACUGCAAGUGAAAAAGAAAUCAGAAUUCGAUGUCGCAGUUUGAGCAAAGAGUAUCACCCUGACCGAUACAAGGACCAAAAAGACAAAGACGAAGCACAAGAUAAAUUCAGUGAGAUUCAAAUAGCAUGCGAGGCGCUUUCUUCCCAGAAAGCCAAACGUAAAAAACUGAACCGACGUUCCGAAACUACAGACAGAGAAACCAUACACACUGUUGGCGAAACUGACCAAGAUCUGGAAAACGAAGGAGGUAACGAUGAUGUUGAAGAUGAAUUAAAAAAGAGCAUGGAAGACUAUGUAGAGGAAACUUAUAGAGAAGAAAAUGAGGAUUUUGAUGCAGACGACGUAGUAAACGGCGAAGUUAAUAAAGAGAAAGAUAAAAAUGAUAAUUACAAAAAGGAUAGAGAUCUUUAAGUUGACGACGUUUUGUUCAUAGAUCUAAUUAUACUUUAUGUGAAUCUUCUCAAUGCCCAAUUUUGCGAUUGCUUCCAUGUAUGUCAAUAAUUAUAAAUGAAAA